This is a messenger RNA of Linum trigynum, 6715 nucleotides long. Lineage: Eukaryota; Viridiplantae; Streptophyta; Magnoliopsida; Malpighiales; Linaceae. The record is from the annotation of a GenBank genome assembly.
CGUGAUUAUUGGGGAUUUCAACACUACUCUGCAUGCGGGUGAGAAAGAUGGGGGUAAUCAAUGGAGUGCAGUGCAAUCCCUUAGACUCCGGGACUUUGUUCAGGAUUUGGGUCUUUUUGACCCAGGGUACCAGGGGGACCCUUUUACUUGGACGAACAAAAGAAUGGGGGCGGCCUGUGUACGUGAGAGGCUGGAUCGGGCUCUUUGCUCCCAUGCGUGGCAGGACCGGUUUCCGGAAACUCUGGUUAAACAUUUUACUGAUCUGGGUUCCGAUCAUCGGGCUCUCCUGUUAUCAGAUAAACCGUACAUUCGCCAUAGUCGCCCUCUAUUCCGAUUUGAUGCUCGAUGGGCAGAUAAUCCUGAGGUCAAAGCUAUGGUGGCUUACGUAUGGCAAGAGCCUAUAGAAGGGACGCCCAUGUUUCGCCUUUGGGAACGGCUUAAAAGGCUCCGUCACCUUUUGUAUGACUGGAGUAGGGCUGGGACCACGAAUUCGCUUCGGAAUAUCCGUACACUUCAGGCUGAAAUUGAAAGACUCAAGGGUAUCCACCCGAUUAACUGGGCUGUGAUUCAUGAGCUGGAAUUUGAUCUUAAUAGGCAAUGGGAGGCAGAGGAGGUCUACUGGCAACAAAAAUCCCGGGUGCUUUGGCUCAAGAAGGGUGACCAGAAUACCUCCUACUUCCACACAGUAACGAGAACCCGUCGCAAGAGAAACUUUGUGGCGGGUCUCCGAACGGAGAGCGGGGAGUGGAUCAUUGAGGAGAAGGGUAAAGCGGAGGUAGCAAUAAAUUUUUAUCGCCACCUCUUUACGUCAGAAGAUCAGGUCCCCAAUAUGAAAGAUCGUGUGUACGCCUUGCCCAUUGCCCAGAAGGUUACUCCGGGUAUGAAUGAUUCCCUAACAGCAACAGUGCUCCCUGAGGAGGUGCGAAAAACGGUGUUUGCGAUGGGUUCUAAACAGGCCCCGGGAUCAGAUGGGUUUACAGGUAAAUUCUUCAAAGCCUUUUGGGGUAUUGUGGGACCAUCAGUGAUUGACGCAGUUUGCUCGUUUUUUACAACGGGGAAGAUGCUUCGCAGUUUUAAUCACACAUGGCUUACUUUGAUCCCGAAAGUGGAUAAUGUCGAAUCUAUGAGACAGUUAAGACCCAUCAGCCUAUGCCAAUUUGUGUAUAAAGUGAUAACUAAAAUUUUGGCUGAACGGUUGGCUUGUGUUCUACCUAGCAUUGUCUCGGAAGGGCAGAAUGCGUUUAUACGUGAGAGACAAAUUGUAGAGAAUAUCCUCCUCGGACAUGAACUAAUGCACUACCUGAAAACUAAGACUCGGGGGAAGAAAGGGUACAUGGCUCUAAAGGUUGACAUGGAAAAGGCCUAUGAUAGAGUUGAAUGGACUUUUCUUCUAACGGUUUUGGAAAAGAUGGGAUUUAAUGCUGUCUGGCGAGGAUGGAUCGAGGAGUGUCUACGAUCAACGUCAUUUUCAGUAAUGAUGAAUGGUACCCCGGCAGGAUAUUUCACUUCCUCCAGAGGGCUUCGUCAGGGGGAUCCCCUAUCUCCCUUGUUAUUUGUCCUUUGCACGGAGGGGUUUGCGGCUCUCCUUCAGAAGGCGGUCUCAGACAAGAGAUUGAAUGGAGUUAAAGUGGCCCCUAGGGCCCCGAGAAUCUCGCAUUUAUUCUUUGCUGAUGACUCGUAUUUAUUCCUGCGUGGAACCCUCGAAGAAUGUGAAAACCUCAUUGUUGUUUUGAAUGAGUAUGAGGAGUUGAGUGGUCAAAGGGUGAAUUUGGCCAAGUCCGCGGUCUGCUUCAGUCGGAAUGUCUCUGCUCCAGACCAGGAGUUCCUGGCCUCGAUUAUGGGAGUGGGGGCAGUUGGGGUCCAUGACAAGUACCUGGGGCUUCCGUCUCUGAUAGCAAGAUCGAAAAUGGAGACCUUUAGAUAUUUGGAGGAGAAGCUACUCGAGCGGCUCCAGGGAUGGAAACAAAGAACGUUAUCUUGGGCGGCCAAAGAAACCCUGAUCAAAUCGGUAGCCAUGGCUCUACCCUUACACGUAAUGUCCUGUUUCAACCUUCCGCUGUCACUGUGCCGCCUCCUAGAUAAACAUGUGGCCCGGUUCUGGUGGGGGGAUAGUAACGAUCAUACCAGAAUGCGAUGGAUCUCCUGGCGGGACAUGUGUCGGAGUAAGCACGAGGGGGGGAUGGGGUUCAGACGGUUUGAGCAUUUUAAUCAAGCCCUCCUGGCUAAGAUUGGGUGGCGCAUCCUUAAUGAGCCCCAAUCCUUGCUUGCCCAAGUAUACAAAGGGAAGUAUUUUCCCCAUGGGCAUUUCCUCAAUGCAAAGGCUCGCUCUCGACCCUCUUGGGGAUGGCAGAGUAUUUUGCAUGGGCGAAGCCUGCUAGAGAUGGGGCUACGGUGGCAGAUAGGGAAUGGUAGUGCGGUGUCCAUGUUGUACUCUACUUGGGUACCCCAGAACCAAUUUGAGCCCCUCCGGUAUAAUCCCCGGGUCUUGCCAGAAGGAGGGGAACCCCUGGUUUCGGAGCUGAUUUGUCAAGGGGAGGGUCGCUGGUGUGAUGUUAAACUUCGUCAAUGGUUUGAUCCGCCGACCUGUCGAAAUAUUAAGGCUAUUCCUCUCCCACGGGCGAAUGUGGAGGAUAGGCUUAUCUGGCAUGACACGAUGGAUGGGGUCUUUACGGUUAAAUCUGCAUACCAUUUGGCGGUCACCCUGGACAGAAGAAGGGGGCGGUGGAAAGCUAGGGCAGACUUGAUGGAUAGGGCUAGUUGGAUCCGCCUUUGGGAGGCCAACAUUCCACCGAAGUUGAAAGUGUUUGUCUGGCAAAUUUUCAAUCGAAUCCUCCCGACUACUGAAGCAUUGUUGGAGAGAAGGAUUCUGGUUCACCCUCGCUGCCCGGUGUGCUGGGAGGGGACGGAGUCCCUUGAGCAUUUGUUCCUGGAUUGCCGUGUGGCCCGUGAACUCUGGGGAGCAGCGGACCUAGAACAUAUUGGCGAGGGGUUACCCCGGAGCUCUUUUCCGCUAUUCCUGAAAAAGGUGUUGGCACUCAUUCACCAGCCUACGCUGUUUCUGGCUGUAGUGGCCAUCCUCUGGCGAAUCUGGCGAUCUCGUAAUUGGGUGGUGUUUGAAGGCAAGCAGUAUAGUGUGGCGGCACUGAUGCGUCAGUUCUUACAACAGUAUGAGGAAUGGGUGCGCCUCCCGGUGGAUACGUCUGGUAUGGCCCCUGUAGUGCCAGAAACCGACUUUCCAACUCAGGAAGGGGUACCGGGGUUGAUUUGUGGGUGGGAUGGGGCUACCAGAAGAGGAUCGCACUCAGCAGGGGGUGUGGUGCUUAUGGGCCCUAAUCGAGAGAUCCAGAUGGCCAAUGGGUUCCAAUUCCCAGUCAUUGAUGACCCUCUGGUGGUGGAAUUGCUAGCAUUGCGGGAAGCAGUCCGUUGGUGUCUAGGGCAGGGCCUCUCCUGUGUACAAUUUGAAGGGGACGCCAAGGUGGUUAUUGAUAAGAUCAGGCGGGCGGAGGAUAGGGAUGGUAGGGUCGGCACUGUGCUGGAAGAGGUGCUUCAGUAUUUUGAUAGGACUCCAGGUUUUAGUGUUCGGUUUAUUGGUCGGCGUGUCAAUAGGGUAGCCCAUUUGGUGGCUAGAAAGGCCCUGAGUUUGUACCCGGCUAGCAGCCGUUAUUUUGAUUAUCAGACCUGGCUGAACUCCAGGGUGUAACUAUGUUUUGAUCAUUUAUAAGAUUAUCUUUUGUCAAAAAAAAAAAAAAAAGACUAAGCAAAGAGUCUUGAGUUGCCUAGAGCUAACAUCUCAAGUUUUUGUAAUUGGUAAUCUUUAAUUUGAUGAAUUUGAGGUUGAGAGACGACUAAGACUAGUGUGAAAUAGUGAUGUAAUGAUCUAUGUAUAAUUAAAUAAUACUCUUGGUGGUUGAGGGUCGCGUAGCAGUGAAUGAGAGAGUCUAGUUUAGAGGAUAAUAUACACACUAGCUUAUAUUUCGGUCUUGAUCGGUAUUUCGGUAUAUACCGAUCCCAAUCCCGUAAUCGCUAAUACAGAAUAACAAUUGAAACUCAAUCCGAAUCCCAAUCCCACGAAAUAAUACGUGUAUUCGGUAAUACCAAAUAUAGACAAAUUUGGUACGGUAUUCGGUAUAUUCCAAAUACCGGUACCAAACUUCCAGCCCUAGAUGCACCCAUUAAAAAAACUCAAUAAUAUAUCUUUUGGGUUUUAGAAGUUAAAAUUCAAUCCAGUUUAAUAGGUAUUCUCGAGUGCAUGGGUAUCCAUUGGUUCACGAACACAAUCAUAUAUUAUUUCUUCCAACACGCACAUUGUAAUGCUAUAAAAAAACUCUAGAAAUAUAUCUCCAUAAAAACUAUUAACAUUCAUGAAUUAUUUUCAUAAUGCCAUAAAAGACUAAUAACAUUCAUAAAAUUAUUCAGGUCAUCCAUAUUAGAUACAAAAUGACAUCAUUUUCCUUUAAGGGGUGUGGGUCGGAUGAAAAGCAAAUUGGAUUCCAACUCACCAAUUUCAAAAGCGCGGUAAAUCACAUACUCGAUUCAAAACUCGUCAAACACUAAAAUUUUAUCGAGUUUAACCGGCUAGGAUCGGAUGGAUUACCCGUGAGUUGGCCAUCCUUAAUUGUGUGUUUUCUGCAUAUCCCAUUUGAGGCUGGUCCCCUCUUUUCAAGCUUUUGCACCCUGCCCUACACCCAAGGGGAAAUGGGCCUCUAGCUCCAAACACCUUCUUCUUGCCUUUUGGUUGUUUAUUAAUUGCAGGUAAUAUAACAAUUGUGUUAGAUUUAGCUGUCAAUAAACAAGUUUUGCUUCUUUUGAGUAAUGGCUGUGGCCCGCGCCCUAAUUUCCCCUUGCAGUCAGUCAGUCAACCGAUGCUUUGCUGCUGCCAUUACUUGCAAAAUUUAAGGAGCGUUUCAAGCGUUCCCUCCAUGUUUGUUUAAUUUAAUCCCAAAGUGAAGAAGAAAGCAGAGUGGUGAGACAAGGACAAUGGGAGUGAGGAAGGAGAUGACUUUUGUGUCUGCUGAGCUUUUUGUACCAUGAGAUGGCAAACACACACUAAAAAAAAAAAGCUAAAGUCAAACUGCUGUGGCUCCAAACUUUCAACUCCCUCUUCUCCGUGAUAUAUGAUGAUAACUAUAUUAUAUGUUUUUAAUUCUUACAAUUUGAUGUAAAAUUAUUAUCGAAAUUUAUGUAAAUUUUAAAUAAUUAGAAUCGUUGCAUAAGUUAUGGCGACAUGUGAUUCAAUAUAUAUGGCUUGGUGUGUAGGUUUUGAUAGGUAGCGUUCUUCGGUCGAGGCGAGACAGAAUACCAUGAAGACGUGACAUUGGGCUGGCUGACAUGAGGGCUAAAAAUGAACUGUCACGACUGAGUUGGCCUUUUAAAGCCAACAUUGUAUUGUAUGCUGUAAAAAUCCGAUGAUUGCGAAAAAGAAAGAAUACGACAUCAAUUUAUGUGAUUUUUCCGUUCAAAUUGAACAUGACUAGUGCGGGGGAGAGUAGGAAACUCUUCGAGAAGUUUUAUCACUCUUUUCUUCGACUUAGGGUUCAGCUCAUCCGUGGUUCCUACUAAAAGGAUAAUCCAAGUUUGGAAAAUUAAUGAAGUCAAAAUUGUUAUUAAAUCACCUGCAUUAUUUUUGCAAUUAGCAGUCGUCUUGUCAUGGGGUUAAAAAGACAUGGCAAAUGUUCCAACUCGGUUCCCACCUUUCCGUCACUCUUAAUAUUUAUUUGCCUACCCACUUUAUUAAUCCUUCUCUCUCUUACUUUAUUUCAAAAUUUCCUCUCAUCCUUCUCUAACCUUUUCCUCGGCAGGGUAGAUCUCCAAGGGCUGCCGCCGGCAUCUCUGUGUGACCGGCGGUAGCCCGACCCCUUCCCCUUCUGCCUGCUUCCAUUUUCAGCUUCCUUGUAUUUGUUUUCAUGUUUUUCACUCUCUUAUUCCAGGCUUCCAGCUAUUCAGUUUUUCCAGCCAUUUUGGCAUUUCGCUGCCCUGUUCUUGGGUUUUUUUUUUGCUGGGAUUUGCUCUCCUUGGGGGCUGGGUUAUGCAUCUUGGGUUUUCCCUCUGGAUGGUGGAUUUAUCAGCUUGUGUGGUGAAUCGAUUCACUGGUUUUCCCCUUCAUUUUCUUCCCAGGUGGUUUGUUCUGCAUCUUGGUGGGCUAUGGAGGAUGGAUUGCGGUGUCUAGCCCUGCUGCUCGUGGUUUCGGAUAUUUGAUCUGGGGAUUUGGGUUCUUCUUCUUCACUUGACCAAGUCUUGAUGCCUCGUUUUCCCCCCUGCAUCUUCAGCUCGGAGCAUUUCGAUCCUCAAUCUUGUUCACCGCCAUGUAAUCCCUCACCCGAGAUUCACUGUGUUGAGCGUCUUCGAGCGACUCCCAGGAGGCGGCAUAUGACAUUGUGUUCAUUCGUCAUGGACUCGGUCGGAUCGGACGAGCUGAUCGCGCUUGGUGCUACUUUGGUUGAUUUGAUUGCAAGAGAGCUUUCGAUGUUUACUGCUUUUGGUUCAAGUGUUUCAGAUCCAUUGUUGGGAUCCUCUUUCUGUGUUUUGUGCUCUUCUUGUUGUAUCUCUGAAGCACAGAUUGAUGAUCCAUAUGCUUGAUUUUGUCUGUCCUUUGUUCCGAUUUUGGUUUGCUGUGUUGGUUCUCUUGUAAUCGAUCUUUCAAAGUGCAAUGCAAGUAUUCCCUUUGUCAAAAAAAAAAAAAUAUUUAUUUGCCUCAUAAUAAUGAUUCAGUGUAUUA